Leopardus geoffroyi (Geoffroy's cat) is the source of this 4441-nucleotide messenger RNA. RefSeq names its product solute carrier family 30 member 6 (gene SLC30A6). Gene Ontology annotation, biological process: monoatomic cation transport; transmembrane transport. Gene Ontology annotation, cellular component: membrane. Bases 107 to 1495 code for a protein of 462 amino acids. NCBI's taxonomy places the organism in Eukaryota, Metazoa, Chordata, Mammalia, Carnivora, Felidae. The transcript has 14 exons. The record is from RefSeq and is a predicted model, not a curated record. Gene Ontology annotation, molecular function: monoatomic cation transmembrane transporter activity.
CCCGCGUCUCUCUCAGCCAAUCGGCCUCUGAUACCCCACCCCUUCCGCUCUAGGGAAAAACUAGCUCCCAGGUCGUCUUCCGGCGGGAGCUGUGCUGCUCCUUAUCAUGGGGACAAUUCAUCUCUUUAGAAAACCACAGAGAUCUUUUUUUGGCAAGUUACUACAGGAAUUUAGACUUGUAGCAGCUGACCGAAGGUCCUGGAAGAUACUGCUCUUUGGUGUAAUAAAUUUAACAUGUACUGGCUUCCUGCUUAUGUGGUGCAGUUCUACGAACAGUAUAGCUUUAACUGCCUAUACUUACUUGACCAUAUUUGACCUUUUUAGUUUAAUAACAUGUUUGAUAAGUUACUGGGUAAUGAUGAGGAAACCUAGCCCUGUCUAUUCAUUUGGAUUUGAAAGAUUAGAAGUCUUGGCUGUAUUUGCCUCCACAGUCUUGGCACAAUUGGGAGCUCUCUUUAUAUUAAAAGAAAGUGCAGAACGCUUUCUGGAGCAGCCUGAGAUACACACGGGAAGAUUAUUAGUUGGUACUUUUGUGGCUCUUUCCUUCAACUUGUUCACAAUGCUUUCUAUUCGGAAUAAGCCUUUUGCUUAUGUCUCUGAAGCUGCUAGUACGAGUUGGCUUCAAGAGCAUGUUGCAGAUCUUAGUCGAAGCCUGUGUGGAAUUAUUCCAGGACUUAGCAGCAUCUUCCUUCCCCGAAUGAAUCCAUUUGUUUUGAUUGAUCUUGCUGGAGCAUUUGCUCUUUGUAUUACAUAUAUGCUAAUUGAAAUUAAUAAUUAUUUUGCUGUGGACACUGCUUCUGCCAUAGCCAUUGCUCUGAUGACAUUUGGCACUAUGUAUCCCAUGAGCGUGUACAGUGGCAAAGUAUUACUGCAGACAACGCCACCCCAUGUUAUUGGUCAGUUGGACAAACUUAUCAGAGAGGUAUCUACCUUGGAUGGAGUUUUAGAAGUUCGAAAUGAGCAUUUUUGGACCCUAGGUUUUGGCUCACUGGCCGGAUCAGUGCAUGUAAGAAUUCGACGGGAUGCAAAUGAACAAAUGGUUCUUGCUCAUGUGACCAACAGGCUGUACACUCUAGUGUCUACUUUGACCGUUCAAAUUUUCAAGGAUGAUUGGAUUAGACCUGCCUUACUGUCUGGGCCUGUUGCAGCCAAUGUCCUAAACUUUUCAGAUCAUCACAUAAUUCCAAUGCCUCCUUUAAAGGGUACUGAUGAUUCAAACCCUGUUACGUCGACUCCAGCUAAACCUAGUAGUCCACCUCCAGAAUUUUCAUUUAACACCCCUGGAAAAAACGUGAGCCCAGUCAUUCUGCUCAACACCCAAACAAGACCUUCUGGUUUGGGUCUUAAUCAUGGACACACACCUUACAGUAGUAGCUUGCUUAAUCAAGGACUUGGAGUUCCAGGAAUUGGAGUAACCCAAGGAUUCAGGACCGGUUUUACAAAUAUGCCAAGUAGAUACGGAGCUAACAAUAGAACUGGACAACCAAGACCAUGAUGUACUGCAAUCUAACUUAUUUUUAUGAGAACAUUGACUCCUUGAUUCCAUUUUAUUUACUAAUCCAGCUGUGCACCGACUGUUCAAUCGUUUACUCUAAAUGAUAGAGAAUAGUAGGUUUGUUCACAUUACAUGAAACUGAUGAAAGUACCUUUUUGUAAACGUAUUUGGGGCUGUGUGAGAACCUUCUAAAUGUUAUAGGAUUUGAAAUUUAGGCUUCCUUUAGAAAGCGUGUUUCUCUGAAUUUAAAUUUUGUUAUUUGCUUUUGUAGUUGAUUGCAGUGUGAUAGACAUUAUAAGAGAAUCACUUGAUGUGGAGCAAAUCUGUCACAUUAUUAAAAGUAUAAUAUUUUCUUCAAUGAAAUUUAUAAACAUGCUUCUUGAAUAAUGACAUACAUUUUAAGAAUGGAAAAAAACAUCCAUUCUGAAAGUAAAAGUCUCUUUUAUAGUUUUCCAAACUUAAUUGCUACAUUUUUUUUGAGGUCCUCUUGAUUUAUGUCUUGCAAAAGAAAGAAAAAGUUUUUAUCAAAAAUUUUAAAGCAUAUUCUGUCUAGCAUAAUUUGAAAUUUUUAAUUAUCAAAAAUUUUUUAGUUUUUUCAUUAAAAUAUUUCAGUACACUUAUAAAUAGUCUGUGGUUCUCAAAGUGUUUUAUUUUGGUUAAAUGAAUACCAAAUCCUUUGGUAAUGUGCAGUGAAGGAAUCCAGUUUUCUAUAUAACAUAUAAUCAAAUUGAUAUAAUGAAACAAAACAAACCCCCAAAGUACUGACAUAAUGAUGGAAUUUAUCUUUUUUGUCACCUUUCCAUUGGUUUACUUUACUCUCUCACUUUAUUAACAAAAUAUAUCAGAUAUAUUACCAAAAUAUAUAGAAUUCCAUGCAUAAUGUGGGAUUUGAUAUCUUUUCAAAGUUGCAUAAACAAUUUGAGUUAACAUUAUAUAAUUUUACCAAAACAUAAUAGAUCCUACGUUAUAGAGUACAGUAUUGUUAUAUCUGUAACAGGCAAUUUCCAACUUAUUUUGUUUUGCUUUGUCAAGAUCAUAAAUUGUUAACUGUGAUGAAAUGUGAGAAUCAUGUGGAUUAUCUUGUUUUUUGAUUAUUUUCCAAAUGCGGAUGUUAAGGACUUGCCAACAUGGUCAGUAUUACUUAUAAAAAGUAUCACAAGCAGCAGUCACAAAUUACCUGAGGUAAUUUUUUAAAUUUAAUCAUGAGUUUUGUAAUUAGAGUUUUAAAAAGGUAUUUUGAGAGUGGAUUCAGCUUUUCUGGAAUCUAGUACUCCUGGAGAUUUAUGAUUUUUCCAGCCAUCAGCCAGCUAUGUAGAGAAGAUUUUUGUUUUUGUAGAAUUUGCAAGUUGCUUCAAUCAGCUCAUCUUCUUUUAAAUAUGAGCAGCACUUCCAAAUCUGAUUUCACAGUGGAAUAACAUCCAAGAAGCCAUCUUUGUCAAGCAGAGUUAUAGUCAUCCUGUAAUAAGUGGCCAUGUCCCAACUUUUGCUUGGUGAGGAGUUUGUCAUUGUCUUUAACAUCCGCAACCCUGUUCAGGCAUUUGACCUGCUGAAGAAAUAGAGCCCACACUACCUUGACUUCUGGGAAAAAUGAAAUUUUGUAAAUGUAAUAAGGCAAUCUGUUCCUUGUCCUUUGUCUUAUGUUCUCCAACUAUUAGUAUACCUAUUAUUGGUCUACUAUUACAGGGUGAUUUUUCCUCCAUUGACCUCAUCUAAGUGGGUCACGCAUGAAAUCUGAAGAACUGCCAUGUACUGAGUGAUGAUUAAGAGGUAUGUGCUGCCCCUCGCCCCCCCCCCCCCCGCCGCCGCAUGUCUUCUCCAUUCUCAUGGGAUUUUUAAAGUGUACAGAACACAAUUCUGCAUGAAGUUAAAUGCCUGUUUCCUCAUCACCCAUUCAGAGGCAACACCUGUGUAGUUGUCCCACCAAAGGUGCUUUGAUACCCACCUGCACUGUUUAAGAAGUUUGCUGUGGGUUUUGGAGGAAUUGGCUCUACUUCCUGAAAUUCACUGAUGCCAACUGCUAUAGGUGACAUUGGUCCAUUCAUGAUUAUAUAAAGAAGUCUUAUUUGCCAAGCUCUGGCCAGAUUCUGGAUAUGAAAACAAGAAACUUGGCCAACCUAGGACUAUGGGCAAUAGCCUUGCUGGUAAAUCUUGCCACAGAAUCACUUGAAGCUAAACAAGGAAGUUUGAAUUGAAUAUUUGGCCCAUUGUUUGUGAUUAAGAGCAAGUUCUAUGGAGCGUAAUUAACCCCGUCUCAGAAAACGCCAUACUGUAAUGGAAAAACACUGGACUAGAAGUCAGGAGAUUUGGAUUCUGAUCCUGAUGCUGCCAUUAUGUAAGUAUUUUGUUACUGUGGGCAAGUCAUUUAACUUCUCUCUGCUUUAUCAUCUAUAAAGUUGGGAUGGGAAUGGAUUAGUUAAUCUGUAAACUGUCAGCUCUAAAUUUCCUUCCAGUGACUACCUCAGCAUACAGGCCAAGUGUUACCUACACCAACACCCAAGCCAUUAAUUUGAGGUGCCAUGAGUAUAGAAGGUGAACUGCAGGUUAAACACCAUUUAGGUUUUUGUUUAUUUCACACUGGACUUAAAUCUGUUAAGAUUAAACAGAUUUUUCUUGGACUUCUUUUCUUUGUGGGGAAGGAUUAUUUUGGGUGGUAUUGGCGAAAAGUUUAGGACAGGGUACCUUUAGCUUCCUUGGGUACAAAAGAAUGGGGUACAUUUUUCUUUCUUCCUUAAUCUAUAAAGAUAACAGUUGGAAAUACUUACAUGUAUAAGCAAAUGGGGAGGUCCUGAAUAUCAAGCCUCUGAUUAAGCUGCUUGUGAACUGCCAGUUUUUUGCUUGACUAAAGAAUGCUGAUCUCUUUGGGAGUCUAAUCUGCUUAUAUGAGAAAAUGCUUUUUACAUCCCAAAUUGUUUGAAUCACACUGUUUGAAUAAAGAACGUACAUAGA